This is a messenger RNA of Aureobasidium musti, 447 nucleotides long. NCBI's taxonomy places the organism in Eukaryota, Fungi, Ascomycota, Dothideomycetes, Dothideales, Saccotheciaceae. The record is from the annotation of a GenBank genome assembly.
CAUGCAGCGGCUGGGGAAAAGAGUGAGCCUGGCAAGGGCAGAAGCUUUGUUUGCUGCAAGACGAACAUCGGUCGAUCUGCNAAUGGUGGCGGCGACGUAGAUGAGAAAGCAGGCGCAGACGUGAACCCCUCGAUUGGGAGGUUGGGAUUNGGUAAGGAGCGGCGAUUUUGUGUGGUUAGGCAUGCCAUGGUUGAUGGACUAUUGGCAAGAGAAUCAACCACCAUUAGUCAGUUGACAGGAGAAGAAAUCGUGCUCCUUGUCGCUGAUCGACCAAACGUAUCAGAAUCUGAACAAGAUGUGCUCUUGGCCAAGCACGCAGGACUUGCACAGCCACAGCCGUCUCCGCUUUUCAGNACAAGCAGAGGCAUGAACAUCGAGCCGUCGGCUGCGGCUGGCAUCGGCAAGCGAUUAGCCACUGUCCAUGGACAGGGUUUGGAACGAGCGUGA